AUGAAUACUCUCAUAGCGAUCGCUCUACUCCCCCAUAUAGCCCAAGUAAGUCCCCCUCCUUCCACCCCAACACGGGGCGGGUUAGCCACGGCUGCCGUGCUCCCGAACUGAAACCCCUGGGUGUUCGGCUGUGCGUCCCUGCUCCCCAGGCGGCAUUGACCUUGCGAGGACCGGACCAACUCGUCCAAUGCGAAAUCGCAAGUUUCAACUGGAGCGGUGGGGUCAUCCCCUACAGCUACAACGGUAAGGCACUCGGCUGCGCAGGGCUGGGCAAAGAGAGGGGGUUGCGCGUGCCUCAGCUGUGACUAACCCGGUUGGUCGAGCGAUGGCCUGAAAGCCGGUCCGGUGACGGCUUCGAGUCUUGAACAGAACAGUACUAUUUGGCAAGGCGUGGAUUGGGUUGUGGACUGGCCAGCAGGUGGGUCGUGCAUUCGGGGAAAGCCUUGCGCUGGGGCGACUCAUGUGCUGACGACCAACGCUCGACGCCCAGGCACGCCGAUCAACUUCCGCGUCGCCACGGCUUUGGUGAGCACUAACUAGUCUUACGCACUUGGCAGCCUCGAGUACAUACUGAGCUCUUUUCCAUUUGAUUUGGAUAGAGGAUGGACCCCUACCCUGAUCAAACGUACGCCUACGCCGGCACCAAGAUCGUCCAACCCAGUCCGAGCGGCGACGCAAGUUGCAUCCCCGACUCGCAUACCCACGAGACCGCCUUGCCCAAGUCAGUGGAUGAGCCUCUGAGAUGUUCUUCAGCGCGGAGAACACAUGGCUGAUGGUUUGCAUUAUGACUGCGUACAGUCAAGUCCGUCGAGAAAUUGAGUCGGUCUGCCAAACACUUCGGGGCUGAUGUGGUUCUCUCGUGCAUACAGAUGGUCAUCACUUCGACCUUUAACCCGACGUUCAAGGUUUGUGCUCCGUUCAAUGUCACCUGGACCGGUGGGGUCGGACCUUUCACCAUCAUGGGUAAGUCUGCGAAUCGAUAGCGUCUGCUGGGUCGUUUCUGAGCGAAGGCGUGCUUCACCCUGUGCGCAGUCGUUCCCGUCGACUGGGAGGAGUAUGCGCAAACGUUCACGGCCAACGAUCGUGUUUUCACCUGGACGCCGAGCGUUCAUGCAAGUAAGUAAUGAGAGCAUGACUUAAUCACCAAGAUUUUGGGAUUUGAUCCGAUUGCUCUUGCUCACCGGGUACAGGGAGUUCGGUCUAUUUGACGAUCGCGCCCGCGGAUUUCAGCACAUCUACGGUCGUGCAUUCGCCGACGGUCUUUCUCGACGAUGCACCCAACAAUGAAUGGUAAGCUCGCGGAAGAUGAUGGCACUCGCGGCGUACAGGCCAGAACUGACGUUGUUCUCCCCCUCGCUGCACCGAAAAAGCGUCGACCCGGCGUUUCGCAACGUCUCGUUCAUCGCGCGACCGGAGAAGACGCACCCUCGUCUCGCCGGCGGUCCGAUGCAACACAACCACAUUAACCCCGGAAUCACGAUCGGGAACCGCAUCGUCAUCGGUCUCGGCGGUGCCCUCGUCCUUAUUGUCUUUUACGUGAAUCGGAUCUUGACCAAUCGAGUCCAGAAGCGGAUGGCGUACGAAAGGCUCUGGUACCAAGGGCAAGCUUUGAAGGAAGCUGAAGCGAAAAUGCUCUCAGGUUUCAGUGGGGGCAGUAGUCCUAUUGAAUCGUUGAAGGCGCAGACAUUGCCGAACGAUUCGAGUGGGACGCUGUAUCACGAUCUCCCCGUCGAUUCAAUGGGUGGGCCGAUCCGAGUGGUUCGUUGA
This is a messenger RNA of Microbotryum saponariae, 1767 nucleotides long. The record is from the annotation of a GenBank genome assembly. Lineage: Eukaryota; Fungi; Basidiomycota; Microbotryomycetes; Microbotryales; Microbotryaceae.